Gongylonema pulchrum is the source of this 552-nucleotide messenger RNA. The record is from the annotation of a GenBank genome assembly. NCBI's taxonomy places the organism in Eukaryota, Metazoa, Nematoda, Chromadorea, Rhabditida, Gongylonematidae.
AUGGGACCGUUGAGAGUUAAGGAAAAACAAUGGAUAAGCAAUUUUGGUCGAUUACGCUACUGCUCUGCAUUUGGUGCAUGUUUAGUACUUGAUAAUCAAAAUGAUUGUAAUUUGAGGUUGGAAGAGGAGCGACGCUUGAAAGAACUGCGAGAGCAAGAAAGGCGUAACGCGGAGCAGCGUGAACGUGAACGUCAGGAGGCGCUGGAGCGUGAAGCACAUCGUCAGCGUGAAGAUCGCCGUAGCCGUGACAAAUUGGAUCAGAUAGCGCGUGAAAUCGAGGAAAAAGAGAAAAUGGAAGCGGAAAAACAGCGUCUGCUGGCACAGAUAACCAGUCACGAGCAGCACAAGGAUUUGCUGACGUCGCGAGAAACUCUGGAGAAGCUAACCAAGCCACCGUAUUAUUCGAGGGAAAAUUUGGCCACUAUUCCAUACGGAUCGAAGGAAAAUUUGAGCAUUGGUGGUGGGAGUGAAGUGACAACUAAAGUUGAAAGACAAGUAAUCGAACGUGUUGAUCGGACGGUGUGGUCCAGUGAUCCCAGGUAUUCUUUGUGA